This is a messenger RNA of Daucus carota subsp. sativus, 1277 nucleotides long. Its product is annotated as xyloglucan endotransglucosylase protein 1. The record is from RefSeq and is a predicted model, not a curated record. The coding region runs from base 291 to 1160 and encodes 289 amino acids. Gene Ontology annotation, cellular component: cell wall; apoplast. Lineage: Eukaryota; Viridiplantae; Streptophyta; Magnoliopsida; Apiales; Apiaceae. Gene Ontology annotation, molecular function: xyloglucan:xyloglucosyl transferase activity; hydrolase activity, hydrolyzing O-glycosyl compounds. Gene Ontology annotation, biological process: xyloglucan metabolic process; cell wall biogenesis. The transcript is spliced from 3 exons.
GAGGCAACAUGAAAUCCAUGGAGUAAAUAUUUUACCUGGGAACUUGUAGGUGCACUAACUCAAGGAACCUUCAUCCCUCACUUGUUGUAUCUUUACACAACCAACUCAAUCUUUACAACCUGGACACAGUAUAUGCACAUAAAACCAGAAUCUAUAGCUGUAAAUGCUUCAUUCUCUAUUCUCUCAUUGCCAAACAUUUCACUCCUAUAAAUAACAAGACCAUCUUGUUCAUAAACAUCACAAACAAAUAUACAACAAUAUCUUGUCAUAUUUUGCAUUCUACAACUGCAAUGUCUUUGGUUAUGCUAAGUUCUAUACUACUUGUUAUGAGCACCCUGGCUCAACUAGCUGCUGCUGAUUUCUACAAAGACGCGGAAAUCACUUGGGGCGAUCAGCGUGCCAAGAUAUUGAAUGGCGGUCGAGACCUCACUUUGUCUCUAGACCAAACUUCUGGCUCGGGAUUUCAGUCCAAGAAUGAGUAUUUGUUCGGAAGAUUUGACAUGCAGCUCAAGCUGGUCCCUGGCAACUCUGCUGGCACUGUCACCACAUUUUACCUAUCUUCUCAAGGAGCCGGACAUGAUGAGAUUGACUUUGAGUUUUUGGGGAACUCUUCGGGGAGUCCAUAUACAAUCCACACCAAUGUGUUUGCGCAAGGCAAAGGCGACAAAGAACAACAAUUCCAGCUCUGGUUCGAUCCCACUUCUUCCUUCCACACCUACUCCAUUGUUUGGAAUCCACAAAAAAUCAUUUUCUUGGUGGAUAACAACCCCAUCAGAGUAUUCAACAAUCAGGAAUCAAUAGGGGUGCCUUUCCCCAAGAAUCAGCACAUGAGGGUCUAUGCCAGCCUAUGGAAUGCUGAUGACUGGGCAACACAAGGCGGACGCGUCAAGACUAACUGGACUAAAGCUCCGUUCACAGCCAACUACAGGAACUUCAACAUAAAUGGAUGUCCCAAGACAUCCUCCGGUUCAUCGUCUUGUGGAUCAUCCACCGCUUCUUCAAACACCAACGAGGGAUGGCGAACACACGAGCUGGAUGCAGCUGGCCGAAAUAGACUUCGAUGGGUGCAAUCAAAGCAUAUGGUGUACAACUACUGCUCUGACAAAAAGAGGUUCGCUAAUGCUGUCCCUGCAGAAUGCAAACACUCAAGGUUCCUCUAGAUCACACACUCGUGAUUAUUGUGAUUUCCACGAAGAUAUACACAUUCUUUAUUCUUUUAUUCUUUUUAAUAAAUGUUGUACUUCUCUAAUAUAUCAAGAAAGAAAUUUCUUACUACA